Messenger RNA from Closterium sp. Yama58-4, 4902 nucleotides. Lineage: Eukaryota; Viridiplantae; Streptophyta; Zygnematophyceae; Desmidiales; Closteriaceae. The record is from the annotation of a GenBank genome assembly.
AUGGACGACUUAGCGAGCGUCUGCAGCACGAGUACGGCGGCCGCUCCGAUCGACCCGGCGGAGUAUUGGCGGCAACACAACGCUGUCCGCCUCAGAGAAAAGCACUGGGCCAGUGAGCCUGAUGACACGGACGCUGAGUCGUGGGGCAACGAGGACCGCUCCUGGGGCGUCUCCGGCGCCACCGCGUACGGCGCGUCGUGGCGCGCCGCCAACAGCUCAGGAUGGGGCUCCUCUACCACUCCCGCUGCCGCGCCAGCGCCGGCGCUGGCCACAAGUCAAGCAGCAGCAGGUGUAGCAGGUGCAUCAGGGACGGGUGCAACAGCGUCAACAGCGGCAGGAGCAGUGACGGCGGCAGACGCGAAGAAAAAAAAGGCGGCGAAGAAAGCACCUGCCGCAGCGGCGUCCUCCCCCACUGCUGCGGCCGCGCAGAAGAAACAGCCGCUGGCGAAACCCGGAAGCCCCGCGCCCGUCGCGACGAAAAAAAAGAAAAAGAAAGACGUCGUGGGCCCUGGUGUCGCAGCUGUGUCGCCGGGUGGCGCCCUCGCCGGGUACAGCGUCAGCGGUUACAAGCCGCCGUCGGUGGUAACCACCGCGAAGCCCGCGCCGAGCACGAGCUCCGCGCGCUCGGUGGCGGAGAGCGAUGCGAUUCCCUGGUGGGCUUCGCUGGGCGGCGGCGCGCCGGGCGCAACCGCCACCACUCCCGCCGGCAGCAGCAGUGCGCCUGGCAGUACCAGCUCCGUGCUCGCAUCACCCUCUACCCGCGUUCCGCCAAUGGCGCCCCUUCCGCCAGCGGCUGCGCCACAACCACCUCCGCCUCAUCAACCCUCCUUCCCGCCCCACGACCCCGCGGCUUUCACUCCCUCCGCCCCGCAUCUCCCCCAGCAGCCCCAGCCUUUCCCCCCUCCGCAACAUUCCGCGGCGCCUUCCGCCCCUGGGGGGUAUGCGCCGCCCGUUCAGGGGCCGUAUGGCGGAAGAGCUCCUUCCCCCCCGACGUGGGGGAAUACUCCCGCUAACAUGCCGAUUGGUCUCGCGGGCCAGAUGUCCAACCAACCUCAAGCUUGGUCGGGGCCGAACCAAUCUGCUGGUUGGUCCGGACCGAACCAACAAGGACAGUUUUGGCCUGAGCAGGCGCAACAGCCCCAUGGUUUAUUGGUUCCGGGCACUGCGUGGGCGGCUAGCACGGCUGCGUCUGGUAGUGCCAGUGCUGGCUCCGACGCCAGCAGUUGGCGUCGCAGCGACUCGUCCUCCUCCAGGCUGCCCGCGCCUCUGGCUUCCAACGCACCUGCCGCUGCUGCUGUCUCUGCUUGGGCUGCCACCCCUGCGCCCUCAGCCGCGUCUGCCCCUGCCAGCACUGCGCCUGUCACCGCUGCUGCGUUUCCAAGCACAGCUGCUGGCGAUGCCGCUGAAGCUGCGAGCAGUGCAGGCGUGGAGGGGCAGGUGGCGGGCAAGGUGCCGAUCUACGAUGGGUGGGGGGAUGGGGAGUACGGAGAAGGGGAGUAUGGAGAGGGGGAGUAUUGGGAAGGGGAGUAUGCUGAAGGGGAAUAUGGGGAGGGGGAAUAUGCGGAGGGGGAAUACGCGGAAGGGGAGUAUGCGGAGGGGGAGUAUGGCGAAGGGGGUAACGCUGCUGGCGUUGGUUACGGCGAUGACGCGGGGGCCGGGGGCGGUGAUGGCGGUGGGGGCGGUUCUGGCGGAGGUGAUGGUGGCGGAAAGGAGGCGGACAGCGCUGUGGAAGGGGAAAAGGUGGAAGAGGAUGGGGGGAAAUCAGGUAGGGCGAAUGAAGAGGCGCAGGAGGGGGACGAUGAGUUUUGGGACGCGGAGGAGGGGGAGCUUGAGGGCAGUGUGGGCAGUGGCAGCGGCAGCGAGGGGGCUGGCAGGGAGGCGAGGGGGCAGCAGGCGCAGUAUGGGCAGCAGGCGGCUUCCAAGCAGCCUGGACCAGUGCAAGGAGCGGUGGGAGACCUCAACAGCCAAUGGGGCGACAGCGCCAGCUGGCAGAGCAGCAGUGGCUGGGGGAUCGGCAAUAAGGGGACCGCCGGCGCAGCAGGGGUAAAAGAGGACACAGAAUGGGGGGAUGCUGCGCUUAGCAGCGGCGGCAGAGGUUCGGGCCGAACCUCUGGCAGCCCUGCUGCUGUUACUGCUGGUGGCGGGGGUGAUGGCUGGGGAGUGAGUGCCGCGAAGGUGGAUCCGGGCAAGUCUGGGCUGGAGUGGCGCAGGAAGGACGGGGUGUCUCCCACUCAUUCGUCCACGUCCUCUCAUUCGGCUGCAGCAGCUGCAGCGAGCGGCAGAGCAGGGGGUGCGGGAGGGGGUCCUGUGAGGCGGGCGGAGCUGGGGGAGGGCGGAUCUGACGAGGACAUCUGGAAGCAGCAGGAGGAGGACGAGCAGCUUGCGCGCCAGUGGGGGGGCGCGGAUAGCGCGGGCUGGGGGGGAAGCAAGGGCGGGGGGACGGGUGGAGGCGGAAGCAAGGGCGCGGGUGCGGGCAGAGGCAAGGGCGCAGGGCGAGUGACAAGAGGGGAAACUGGGUGGAGAGGCGCGGGGAGCAGGGCAGGGCGAGGUGAGGGCGAGGCAGCAGCGGAAGGGAAGUGGAGGAAGGGGAGUGGCGGGGCAGAGGGGAAGGGCGGGGAGUGGAGGAAGAGCAAUGAGCAGGAGGCAGUGGCGCCUGCAGUGGCGCCUGCUGUGCCGCCCAUUCCCCUGGUGCGGCCCAUAGUGGCUCACAGGGAGAUCGACGGGUGGGAGGCAGGCAGCAGGGGCGACAGCAGCGCGUGGGAGACAGAGAGCAACGUGUCUGCCGUGUCGUCGCUCAACAAGGGCCUGCGCGCCUGGCAGCACGUCGCUACAGCCUCUGCUGUGACGUCGGCUGUAGCGCCGGCUGUAGCAUCAGCUGUAGCGCUGGGGAGCGUGGUAUCAGAGCGGUCAGCCACUGAUAGUAUUCUCUCUGCUAUUGGGCUGAAGGCUGGGACCAGCAAUGAGACGAGUGCUGAGACUUCCUUGACGCCUGAGACUAGUGGUGCUGGUGAUUCUGCUGGUAACCCUGCUGGCAGCAGCGGUGGCAGUGGCAAGGCGCGUGGGAGCGAUGGCUUGCGAGCAGACGCGCCCCCGUUCCCCGCUGCUGCCUCUUCCCUCCCUUCCCCGCUCCGCGCUGACGCCACCACAUCCCUCCGAGCAGAUGCUCCUUCCUUCAUCCGCGCCCAAGCACCCUCUUAUAUCAGCGCCCAGGCGCCCUCAUACAUCAGUGCCCAGGCGCCUUCCUUCAUCCGCGCAUCCGCCCCUCCAUUCACCCCCUCGACCCCCUCCCGUCCCCCGGGCCACGUCCCCGCCCCCUCCACUGUCUCCGCCCCCGGGGCUCUCUCCCCCGCUCCACCGCGCCCCACCUCCAUGCCCACCUCUCCACCCACCUCCACACCUUCUUCUUUCAACGGUCAAUCGCCUGUUUUCGCGGAUCCUAACGGCCAAUCAUACGGCGACACAGGGGUCUCUUGGCCUGCUAUUGCCCCAUCCGCCGCCUUCCCCUCGCUCCCCCAGUCCGGUUUGGCCUCUGCUGCUGUCCCGCCCGCCUCUGCUUUUGCCCACGGCCUCCCACCUGAUCCUGCUAUAGCAGGAGUGGGCAUGGGCAUGGGCAUGGGCAUGGGCAUGGGCAUGGGCAUGGGCAUGGGGAUGAGCAUGGGGAUGGGCAUGGGCGUGGGCAUGAGCGUGGGCACGGGCGCUUUCAUUCCCGCAACUGGUGGUGGGAGCGUGGGGGGGAGUGGGGAGGAGGGCGGGGGUGGGGGCAGCAGGACGGAGGAGUGGGUGGGGACAGGUGGUAGCCUGGGCAGGGGUGGCCCUGCAAGUGCUGCCAGUGGUGCUGACAGCGGUGCAACCCGUGCAAGCCCUUCCGUUGCAACCUCCGGUGCUGCGGGUGCCAAGCAAGCACCCACUACAACCCCUGCCACAGCUGGGCCGAGGGCACAGACCCCCCAGCUCCCCACAGAGAUGGGCAGGGGGGGGAUGCCAAUGCCAGGGGCAUCCGCAUCCUCGUGGUCUCAGUCCGGGUACGGGCCGCAGUCGGAGCUGCACUCUAGUGUGCUGCGCCUGCCGGCAGCAGGGGAGGGCGGGAGCGAGUACGUGCCCCCUGUGAGCGAGCUGGAUGUGGACUUUGACGACAGUGUCAGUAAUGCUGGUGCCGCUGAUCGGGCCCGCGCUGCUGCUGCUGCCCUGGCUGCUGCUGCUGGGGGAGGAAGGCCGGUCGGUGUGAGUAGGUUCGGCACUGGUGCUGCCGCUACUGCUGCUGCUGCUGCUGCUGCUGCUGUUCCUGCUGCUGCUGCUGCUCGUGUUACCCCCCAAGGGCAAGCCAUGGGCGGACUGCUGGGUGAAUACGAUGACGACGACGAGGACGAUGAGUGUGGUGGCAGGGAGGUGGGAGGGGAGGAUGACGACGAGGGCGACGGCGAUGAAGGAGAAGGCGAGGACUCGGCAUUCGACGUGACCGCCACAGACUACAAGCACUCGCCCUCUGUCGCUCUCUUCCUCGUGGACCUCAAAAAGCUGUCCGCGGAUCAGAUCAAGGCGCACGACCGAGAGUACAAGUGCCCCGCGUGCAAGGGCGGCAAGGGCGAGACCGACUGGUGGCCAGGGAUCCGAGCUCUGCUGCAGCACGCAGAGACGAUUCGGUCCAGGAAGAUUGGCGCGCACAGGGCGUUUGCUGCGGCGGUUCAUGUGGAGCUGCGAGAGAGGGGGAUUUUCCUGGGAGGUGGGGGGGUGGGGAGUCAGGGGCAGGAGGGGGUGCUGCAGGGGCAGUGGCGGGGGGUUGGGGGAAGGAGGGCGGAGGAGGGGAAUGCAACGGUGGUGUGGCCGCCCGUGGUGAUCAUCCGGAACACGCGCCUGCGACCCGACGAGGAUGGAAGGGUACGUUAUGGUGUGAUGGUGUGGUGA